This is a messenger RNA of Paramuricea clavata, 5528 nucleotides long. The record is from the annotation of a GenBank genome assembly. NCBI's taxonomy places the organism in Eukaryota, Metazoa, Cnidaria, Anthozoa, Malacalcyonacea, Plexauridae.
ACGCGCGUCGAUCAACGUUCAUUUUACCUUCCAUUUACCCUUGAGCAGACUUUUUGGUUUGUAUUCAAGCCUCGAUUCAUUUUCUAAGCAACAAAUAAAGGUAAGAAUAUUGUCUAUUUCAUUAUGAAUGUGUCGUGUAACUUGUAGUUGCGUAUAAAGCAUCACAAGUUAUAAAAAUACACGAGUUUAUUACCCAUUCUGAAGGGCAGAUUGAAACUUGACCGUUUGAAUACGAAGCUACUUCCAUUAACAGAUUAUUUGAAAUUUUACUCGAUAUUCCUUCCAUUAUUACAGGUAGCGUUCGGGAAUAACAAAAUAUCGCCUCGCCAUUCACUGCAAGGCGUUCGUACUCGGCGAGGAAAGAAAAAUUACGCGCAAAAUUGAAUUUGAUUUCAAAAGGGUGUUGUCUCUGAUUCGAUUUCCUUGUGUCGUUUAGAUGUGACACGCAUUUGCUUGAGAAAAAGCUCAUCUAGCUUAGGGUUGAUAAGAAUAAGUGUAGUUUGAGUAAUGUUGCCGUAAUAUUGGCCAAAAUAUCGGCCUUUUGAUAUAAACAUAAAGAUAAGAAUAAAAAAUCAAACAAAGCACAUGGUUUUGGCGAAUUCAGAAACGCAUUCCUCGUUCGGCUUGAUUGAGUCUGUUUUAUUGCGAACCACAGUGGGCCUUUAUAAUAAUGCUCAACAAUGUAGAAACGUUUUUGCUUAAUGAUUUAUAACAAAAUAUGGAAAUAAGGUUUAUGUUGAUGAAAUAGAACACAAUUAUCGUGUUUUUAUGUUGCAAGAACGAGUUCUAAUUUCUUCUAUGCGUUCUAAAUGUUUGACUUUUCGAAGAUUGCGACAACUCCUUGUCUGUGUUGUUUUUUCAUUUCCAUAGCGGCGAAGCCUUUAUUUGACUCGCCGUCGUUUACUAAAAGCAAAUAGAUGAUCCAUACUGACUGCUUUUGAAUAAUUACCUUUCGCGUUUUUAAUUGUAAUAGAGUUUUAAACUGGUCGUCGCUUUUUUGUGAUAUAUAUAUAUAUAAGUAUUUCUAGUCUAUACACUUCGUGUUUGGGCUAUCCGGCCUUCGCACAAGCAGCCUAAAAGAGAAACUUUCUUUUUGUUUGGGAUUCAAGGAUUAAAACCGCGAUAUUAAGGCGUUUCCUUGGCCACAAGCCGUGCAUUAGUUGUAUUUAUUUAGCAGCCGCCGUGGUUGCUUCGAAGAAUGAUUGUUCUACAUUCAUAAAAAAAAUCCUACUGGAAAAGUCGUUUUAAAACGACAUUUUGCGAAUGUUUCUGCGUAAUGAUUUUGACUUUUGAACUUGCUUUCGAGGAGACCCACACCUGUCACAGGAAUUCGAUUUCAAAACGAACUCUCAUUUCAGACGAGGUGUCGAGUUUCAAAAGCGGAAAAAAGUGAGUUUCGCUUCUGCUUUGGCUCGCAAAUGAUUCCCUUGGGGCGUCUUUGAACUAUCCAUGUUUUAAUACAGAGCCGCAUCAGCUAAUUUUCACAAUGCAUCAAUAAUAUAAAUGGGUAGGCAAGGCAGGUGUUGCCUAUGUUUUGGCAAAAGCUGAUUUAAAAUGAUAUUUUCAAUACGAGUUUGACUGUUAAUAUGUUUUAUAUUGUUUUAUUUUUGCAGAUGAGGAAUUCAAUCGUUAUUUUGUGUAAGUGUCAUGGAACGUUUUGUGCCUAUUUUCAGCAUUGUUAAAAAUUACAGUCAAUUUAUAUGUUCCCUGCUCCAUUAUUUUACUCUGUCUAACGCCAGACAAUUUUACUCUGUCGAACGCCAGACGAUUUUACUUGUCAGGGGGAGAAUACUGCCACUUGAUAGGUUAAUAUGAGCUUUUCUGGGCCAAGUUUUCAAGUAUAGUUUUGAAUGUUCUUAAAAAACAGAAACUCCUUGUUUUCAGUUUCUUACAAGAACUGCCUUGCCCUAAAACAACAAUAUCUUUUCCGUUUAUAGGUUUUGUGGUCUGUGUGGUAGCAUAUACACAUGCACAAUCACCAACAACAACAGGAGUAGUAAAACCUACUACUAAAAGUAUUUUAGUUUACUUAAUUUGAUUUUAUAUCUUGAUGGUACCCAGUGCCGUAGCCAGCCUGACGAUUCAAUCCCGCUAUGCAAGUAUUGCCAGGUUUAUAAACUAUCAACAUAAUCAAUUUCUAAAGAAAUGAAUAAUGAUGAGUUGAAAUUUGCAUAGCGGGACCAAAUCGUCGGGCUAGCUAUGCCACUGAUGGUACCUCCCCCACAGGCGUUUUGUUAUUAACUAAUUUGUGCAGGCGCAAGGAUUUGGGGGGGGGGGGGAGGGGGUUGUGUGUGGUUUUUCUGCAUUGCUCAAAAUGCCUGUGGUGAAGUUAGCUUUUGAUGCAACCAGCAACUGAUUUACUAAAGACAGGCACACACAAUACAAUUUUAGUAAGCUGAUUUUUGGCUUGAGUGUAUGAUGCUUAACCAUUAAGAUGCACUUCCCCACUGACCAAUACAAAAAGGAUCAAAGAUAACGAGCCCACAAAUCAUACUACUGACCUUUUUUUGGUUUAACAUGCAUCUAAACCAUAAAUCAGCAGGCUAACAUAUGUGAUCCAUGUUUUAAUUAAGUUCAACAUUGUAAUGUUUACAUCUCGAAUGGGGCUUGUUGACAGCUUGCUACAAGCAAGGCUAGAAGGUUGUUGAGCUCAACAGACUUGUUAACAAAGUUGUGAGUGAAAACUUUGUAGCAACUUAAUAAAAUAACAGCAUUGUUACAAGCUUGCUACAAGCCUGUUGCAAACACAUCUUGUUGAGAAGUUGUGAGAUUUUUAUCUGUGUACCAUAUAUAAACUCUUUGCAAUGAUUAGGUCCAGCUGGAUUGACCACAAAAAGCCCCAGCGGUGCACAAACAUCACCGCCAUCGAGUGGAUCACCAGCGUCAAGUAAGUUAUGGACAGAAACACUCAGUCUUGUUAAAUUAAAUAUUUUUGCCUUGGUAGCAUAAUUCCAAAGACUCUGGCCAAGAUUUGCUUUUCGAUCAAAGUGCAAAAAAAAUUUUCUUGGUAAAAUUUAUGUCAUCUUACAUAAGCAGUAAAGUAGUACAAUUAAAUUCAAACAAAUCAUCUUUUUAAAACAAAAUGUGACUGUAUUUUUAUUUUGUUCUGUCUUAAGUACCAGAUUAUUUUACUCUAUAUAUUGCAAUAUAAGUUGAAAGUUUUUUUGUAAGUCUGCACAAUAAUAAUGUAAUAUGUCUUAGGCAUAUAUAUCUGCACCUAUUUUGCAAAGUGUGUGAUCUGUAUGCUCAGACCCCUACCCAAUAAUUGCUGCAGAGAAAGCAAGCUUGAAGCAGGCGAGCAAAGCAGCUGUCUAAUAUGUGCAGAUAGGAGUCUGUUCAGUAAAUUUUCCUAGCGUGUUGCAUUGUGGUUCUGCUCGGUUAUUGUGCGUAGUACACAUCCACUUGAUUGGGUCCUUUGACUCACUACACUACAGACUAGUAGAUUAGUUUUGGUUUCUUAGUUUAAUACUGUCUAUAUGUGGUAAAUGCACCUACCAGUAUUAGACUUAAUAUGAAAUCUGACAGGAAAAACUUUUGUCAUAUAAUUUACCUGUACGCCUUAAUUAUUAUUAUGCUUUGUCGUUUGUAUUUAUACAUGCACUAUUAAAAGCAGUGCAUAAUUCAACAGAUUCCACUUGCCAGCACUUGGUCUUGGAAAUAUUGUAUACUCAUGCUAUAUGUCUUAAGAAUGCUAAGUUACAGUUUCAUGAAAACCUUAUUUCAACCUUGCAUCAAUGUUUAUUCAAAAGUGUCUGGAUGGUUUUCAACAGCACCAUGGCUGCAAUUACUACAUGUAUUUUUCUUGAAUAAUUUUAGCCAACAAUGGUAGCAGCACUCCCACCAAGCCAGCAACAUCAAAACCUACAAGUGGUGUAGAAAGUUCAAGCGCUAUCUUUGGUCUUGUUCUCGCUUUCGCAUUUUCAUGGUAUGUAGCAACUUUUUAUAAUUUUUUGACAAAUAAUGGUAAAUUUGCUUUGUAAAUGGUUAGUUUAUUUUAAGAUUGCUUGUGAAUGCAAAUAAAAAAAUAAUUAUUACAGUUGAUUGCACACAACUUUUCCCUAAAUGUUGCAAACUUAGUUCUAAAGUUGGUUGCAAAGUUCAAUCAUAUUCACAAACCAUUUGUAAACAAUGCAUUUGAUUGGCUUCUUAUAGUUCAGAGGCCAAUCAGUGGCUUUGUUUACAAUUCAACUUGUGAAUUUCAAUUUGAAGUUCACAACAUUUAGGGAAAAGUUGUGUGAAAUAGACUGUAAAGAGCACUGCCCUUAGGUACUGGUCAUAAAGUAUGGGGAGGGGGGACUAGUGAUGGGCGAUACCGAGUACUCGGUAUUCGAUACCAGCGAUACCACAAACAGCGGUAUCGAUUACUGACGUGGUAUUGUUCGAUACUUGCACCCUGUUUUAAACGACUUGUUUAAUUUCACUUCUUGGUUGAAUAAGACUUAACCAACUAAAAUAAGUCUUAAUAUUCCAAAUGUGGUGCGCCAAGUCAUGUAUAGAAAAUAUUUAUUAUGUUUCAGGUUUUUUUUUACAUAUAGCUUUGUUUAGAUUACAUACAGUAAUGUAAAAUGUUUUUCCGCUGACCGGCAGGUAUCGAAAGUAGCCGAUACUAGCAAUUUAAGUACUCACUUCCGGUAUCGAAAAUUGAAAUUCUGUGUUCAUUUUGGUAUCAAAAUAGGUAUCGGUAUCGGCCUUUUGGUCGCGUUGAAUGCAAUUAAGACAAUAGAUAAUGAGAUGAUAAACCUCAUCAAGCUUCAUUAUCUAUUGUUUGAAUUGCAUUCGACGCGACAGGAAUUCGACGUAAAAAACAGGCCUUAGUGAGUGCUAGUAAUCAUUAGCCUUUCUCGCACCGCCAUUUUUGGGGUACUGUAAUUUUUCGUAAACGAUUUUAGCAAUGUGAAAAGCAAUAUUUCAGAACAAACUAACUAUUCACAGAGUAAAUUUACCAUCAUACACCCACAAAAUUAUACAAUGUUGGUGUUAUGCUCACAGAAUUGGCAAAAAAGUACUCCAGAAAUGGCGGUGUGAGAAAGGCUAAUUUGAAAUUCUAAAUUUUGAGAGAGCUCUGCUAUUCUGAAACAAGUGAAUCUAGCAAGACUAAGUUGAAAUAUUUGGCAUAUUGUAACCCCCUAGUAAGAUUUCAACCAUCACUGUUUUUCAUGAAUUGUUGAUAAAAUCAUAAUGUGCAUGUAAAAUUAUGUCUGGAGUAAUGAACUGUAAGUAACUAAAUGUAUGUUUGUUGUUUCUUUUUCAGCCUCGUCAAAAACUUGUAAUUACCCCGAUGCAGUAAAAACGUUUACUUGUAUGAUAAAAAACACUAGUUUUUAUUACCGGAUGAUAUAAAUACAUGUAUUCCAAUUAUUUGUGACGUUAUAGAAUUCUGCAUGUGUAAUGAUGUUUCAGUUAGAGAAAUUACAAGUUAAAUAAUGUUUGGUAAAAAAUGUUUGUUUUGUGUGUUUUUGCAUCUGCAUAAGGCGUAAAAAAAUACCUGUGGUUCCGGUUCCUGACCGACCCUAUUUUUUUCAGCCGAC